AUGUAUGAACAAAAUGAUUACCUUCAACUACUCAAGAAUCUACCUUUUGAACUGUUCUUGCGAGUUCUUGAUAAUUUAAAUCCGAUGGAUUUAAAAAAUUAUAUUCAAAUGCCAAAUUUAUACCAUGAAUUAAAACAUCGUUACAAGAUAAUUCAGUGGCCUCCUGAGGAAAUCCAUCCAAAUUAUAAAGAUGUUUUCAUGAACUUAAAAGAUAUAAUGGGUGAUGAUGAUUCCAUGACAUGUCUAUCUCGAUUCAAAGGUCUGAUUUUUAUAAUCAUUAACAAAUUUGGAGGAAAUCCAGAGGAUUUAUUGUUUGAUGAAUUUGCACUUAUGAUGCAAGAGAAGGUUCUUAAAUUUGAGGAUUUGAAAUUAUAUUUCAAUAUGGAGAAUAUUUUGGAUCAAUCCCCGUACGUGGAUCAGUUGCUUAUCAAUCAUUUUUGUACACGUAUCUUGAAGUAUAAACCAAAUAUAUUUCAAUAUUGUUUACUACCUGGUCUGAAAAAGCUUGAAACGUUAAGUGGAUUAUGGAGACCUGAUUUUAUAAGCAAGCUUGAUUUCACUCAAUAUAAAUCAAAUAUUGAUAAAGAUGAUAAUGACCAUACGGUGAAGUUUAUGGGUGGCUUAGAAACAUUAUGUCUUGAAGGUGUCCUUAGAACUGAUGUUUUGGAAUCCAAAAUCCCACUUUUCCCUCCAAAAUUAUUUUUAUAUCAGCUGUCAAUUACGCCACCUAUAACUAAUAAAUGUUUCCAAAAUAUUGUAAGAUUAGAAUUGAAUGAUAUUACUGAUGAGACUUUUGGGUUCAUUGAACUUCCAAACCUUGUUCGUUUAUUAAUUUCAGGAUCAUUUUUAUCUAAAGUAUCAAAUUUGAAAGCAAUAAAUUUAAAGUCCCUGGUGAUUCGCUCAUAUCUUGAAAAUGCAUCCCUUGAAUUAUUACAUAUUGAAACACCACAGAUUAAAAAGUUAGAACUAUGUUGUGAAACAUUUCAUUCUGCACAAUUUGUUACCUCCCUUGAUACACUGGAAGAAGUUACAAUUUAUCAAGGUUGUUCCAAUGAUAUCAGAAUACCAAUAAUCAAUCUGGAAAAUUUAUUGAAUGACCAAUCACCUAAUCCUUUUACUUUUGCUAGCUCUGUGAAAAAGAUAAGAGUUGGUAAUACAAUUCCUAUAUUCACAAACCUUCAUUUCCCAAAUCUUGAAAGUUUAACCAUUUUAGGGGAGGAGUACGGUUAUAAUAGUUACAAUAACCAGAUUCAUUAUAUCCCAGGUCCAGUUAAUGAAUUAAUCUUUACUAGUGUUCCAGUAUUUAACAAUCUUUGUUAUUUAGGAAGGCCUGGGAUUAAUAAGGUUCAAAUUAUAGUUGACUAUAUGCAAUUUUCAGAUAGGCAAGGCUUGAAUUUUAAAGGGUUAUCGAAAUUUUACCCAAACGUUGAAACUUUGAUCUUGAAAAAUUGUUUGUUACCAGAUAUGUACCUUCAGGAGAAUCACAGUAUAAAGAAAUUAGAUAUAAGUUUUUCAAAUGAAAUUCAUAAUAUUAUACAUUUGAAUUUCGAAAAGACAGUUCUAAGUCAAUUGAGAAAGUUGAAGAUAAGUCGUCUUUUAGGUGGGAAAGUACAUCCAUAUUGUGAUUCCAUACUUUUCAGGCACUUUGAAGCAGCAAAGUUAGAAGACCUAAUAAUGGAGAAUGUUUUCCUUCGAAAUCAUUUCAGUACAUUGACACACCCUAUGUUGAAGAAAUUAUACAUUCCUCGUAUACUAAGCUUGGAUAUUGCUAGUAGUGAAAUAUUGGAAGAAGUUUACCUUGAUGGAGAGGGGAUAAGUUGUUUUCGUGGCUUAACGAUAGGUCAAUUACCAAAUAUUGUUGAGUUUCAUCCACCGAAAAAUAUGAAAAGUAGGACCAUGGGUGAAUACCAAAUAUAUGAGUGUAUUAAUCCAGCUAGAGCCUAG
This is a messenger RNA of Hansenula ciferrii, 1944 nucleotides long. RefSeq lists its product as uncharacterized. The coding region runs from base 1 to 1944 and encodes 647 amino acids. The transcript has a single exon. The record is from RefSeq and is a predicted model, not a curated record. Lineage: Eukaryota; Fungi; Ascomycota; Saccharomycetes; Phaffomycetales; Wickerhamomycetaceae.